CUCUAUGGUGUUUCCGGUGCUGAUCCUGGAGCUUCAGGCCUCGCUGUGUAUGAGGCGAUUGUUGCCGGGGAAGACUCACUGUCCUGCACAAUGGGGAAGCGAGACAACCGGGUGGCUUAUAUGAAUCCAAUCGCUAUGGCACGUGCGAAAGGCCCGGCAUCGUCUGGAGGUCCUACAAUCCAGGAUUAUCUGAGUAGACCUAGGCCAACUUGGGAAGAAGUGAAAGAGCAACUGGAAAAGAAAAAAAAAGGCUCCCGAGCUCUAGCAGAAUUUGAGGAAAAGAUGAAUGAGAGUUGGAGAAAGGAACUGGAAAAAAACAGGGCAAAGGUGUUCGCAGGCAGUGAAAAUACCUCAAAAAAGAAAGAGAAGCGGAAAAAGGAGAAGAAGAAAUCUGGUGGGUUGUCUUCAUCAUCUUCCUCCUCUUCAUCGAGUUCUGAUUCUUCUAGGAGUUCAGAUGAAUCUGACUAUGAGAGCAGGAAAAAACAUGCAAAAAGGAAGAAAAAGAAGAAAUACUCUAGCAGAAAAUCAUCUGAUAGUAGUUCGGAUUCAGAAAGCAAGGACAGCCUGAAAAAGAAGAAAACAAAAGAUGACCAAGACAGAGACAAGGAAAGCAAAAGUCUUAGCAGAAAAAGGAGGCGGACUGAGGAUGACCCCAGACAUUCUUCAUCGGAAUCCUUUUCCAGAUCAGAAUCUGAAGAGGAGGUUUAUGGUAAAAAGAAGAAAAGUAGUGAAGAAAAAACUGAUAAAGCUAAAAAGAAGAAGAAGCACAAGAAACAUCACAAGAAGAAGAAGAAAAAGAACAUCGCUCAAAGCUCAGAUUCAGAAUAACACUCAUAUAUAAUAUGGCUAAAAUGCUUGCAACACGUUAUGUUCCAUAGGACUGUCGUAACAUGUUUUAUACCUUCUUGUGCUCUCAGAGUUAAAGCUCAGACUGUAAAAGGGCUGGCAUAUGUUCAUGGUUACUGACACCGAGUCAUACAUAUGAAGAGCAAUUUCCCAAGAA
Molecule: messenger RNA, 1003 nt
Organism: Spea bombifrons (plains spadefoot toad)
Lineage: Eukaryota; Metazoa; Chordata; Amphibia; Anura; Pelobatidae
Gene: FAM133B
Product: family with sequence similarity 133 member B
Exons: 11
Coding region: 91-828 (245 amino acids)
Source: RefSeq, a predicted model, not a curated record